Lindgomyces ingoldianus is the source of this 812-nucleotide messenger RNA. RefSeq lists its product as uncharacterized. The coding region runs from base 189 to 740 and encodes 183 amino acids. The transcript has a single exon. The record is from RefSeq and is a predicted model, not a curated record. Lineage: Eukaryota; Fungi; Ascomycota; Dothideomycetes; Pleosporales; Lindgomycetaceae.
CGUUGAUCUACCUUGCCUUAGUCGCAAUGUGGGUGGAUUGAUUAUCCGCGAAUAAAUUGUGUACAAUUCGCUUGUGCCCUUUGAAGCUUCGCAGAGCCGCUCUCGAUCAAUUGAAGAUAUUCAAAUUCACCUCCACCGAGUCAGCAGGACCCGCAUUUUCAACCCCCAAGGCCGCUGGCACCUUCUCGAUGCGGACCAUGUCCCUCUAUGGCGAGUUGUGCGAGCUGGUGGGGUGUGCGCAACCUUGGAACUCACGGCGUGUAAUCUUUGCGCCCCUGUUCCUGGUGGGUGAAGAGCAUGUCGAGAUGGUGUGCAGACGGAGACCGGGAGUCCGCUCCAAAAUCGGCACGUCUGAACCCGCGCUGCGACAGCGGCGGUACAAAAGGACAGCGGGCAGCCAUAGCGGCGGUUUUUAUUCUCAAGGUUGUCUCGCGAUAGUGAGAGAGUGGUCUUGUCAGGCCGCAGUCAGGUGUUCGAGACGACCCAAUCUCGCGACGCUCUCGCCGCCGACGGGCUGUAGGGCUGCAGGAUCCCUCCCUCGAGACUACAAGAGCUUCGUCGCAGAAUGUCGGGCGAUUGGCUUGACGUUGCUUGUUUUAACUCGUUUGUGGUGUCCCCCGGAAGCUGCACGGCUUUUCUUUUGGCUGAAAUUUGGUCCGCUUGGCUGCAACCCCCAUGCCGUCGCUGGCGGGCAUCCACCCAUCUUGUGCAACUUAUAUUCUCCUUCCCCUCCCAAUUAAGACGCCUUCGUCACCACCAGAGACGCCGUCGCCACACGGGUGUGCUCUUCUUGUCCGCGGACGGCGCCAUGA